AUGGGGAAGGAUGGCUUUUGCAUUCCAAGAUCUGACACUGGCGGAGUGAAGAGAGACACUUUUACUUCCGAGAUCUUGGAUGCCACAGUGCAAUAUCAGACGUUCCAAGCUUUGAUGCCAGUCAGCUACCGCGUUUGCGCUGAGAAUGGGCACAUGUGCAAAAAUGCUCCAAUGCAAAGGAUUACCCACGGCCAUGGCUCUGGUGGUGUGACGACUUAUGCGACUCGUUCUGAUUGUCAAAUCGGUUGUGUUCCGGCUGCAUGCUUCUUAUCCCGUGCCAACAAGACAGGCCCAAUCCUUUUUGCAGGCACAAGCGGUGAGACAGUGCCGGGUGGGUCCACUAUAACGUCCACCACAUCGCCCAGUUUGGCUGCUGCCAUGGAGAGACGUGCAACAGACAGGAGCACCCUCACGGAGGAAACGUCUUUGGAUAGCGCAAUUGUAGGGAAGACGCCGUGCCAUGGGGGACGGACUCAUUGUCGUGGAGAUGCAGCAGGAAACCAAUUCUGCUAUCCCAAUCAUGAGACCUGUGAUAGUUAUUGCGCGGAUGAUGAUGCUGACCCUCGCCCCACUGACAAUUGUGAGCUCAUGAGGACGUGGACGGAUCUCAAAAGUUUUGAGUUACAUGGGUCCUCUUAUUCAGCAUGGCUUUGUGGAUGGGAAUCUGAUGAUGAUAUGAGCAAGAUUUGGAUGCCCAACUCCAAUCUGAUGGCCACCAUUGAUCGCUUGGUGAAAAUCUUUACCAACAAAACUGGUCUGGGAGCCGUGCUGAGACCCUACAUCCAGGGCACGACGAGGUGGAAGUCAACGGUUCGUGCCGGCUGGGACUUCCACAUCCUUCGUCUGCCAAGAUCCAGUUUCAUCAACUCAGAUGAUGGAAAGAUGAUGAUCUAUACCCAGCAAAUUGGACAAAAUUGCAACUGGUACAAGGAUUCUGGUGGCUGCGCUGGCUAUGAUGAGUUUAAAAGUGGUGAGUACAAAGGACGCUGUGGCAAUGAACCUUGGAUCAAUGAGCCCUGUGGCACUGAAGCGCAAGCACCUUUGCUGCCGGUCAGAUCUUGCAAAACCUACACAUCGUCAAAAGACUAUUGCAACAAAUGGUGCAAUACCGGCGGUAGAUGGGGAUGUGGCGUUGCAAGCGAUGGUGAAGUCACUUGUGACUGCUCAGGGUGCAAUGGCUGCCCAGUAUGUGAGACCGUGGUUGUCGGCCCUCACCAGGUUCCUGUUCCUUCCUCCGUUCGUGCCAACUUGACCAACUCGUCCUUCAGGUGUCCUGCAACAGUGGACAAGUCUAACUGGCUCAACGGUGACACCAGUGAUGAUCGUUUUGAGGUCACCAAAGAGGUGCACGGUGGGGUCACUCAAGUCGUUGUGCGGCGAAUUGAACACUCCAGUUCUGCCUGGCUAGUGAACUUGGCAUUCCAAUGCUGUGACAAGCUAGCGCAGCUUUGCUGGGCGUGA
This is a messenger RNA of Symbiodinium sp. CCMP2456, 1461 nucleotides long. The record is from the annotation of a GenBank genome assembly. NCBI's taxonomy places the organism in Eukaryota, Dinophyceae, Suessiales, Symbiodiniaceae.